Ilex paraguariensis (yerba mate) is the source of this 522-nucleotide messenger RNA. Lineage: Eukaryota; Viridiplantae; Streptophyta; Magnoliopsida; Aquifoliales; Aquifoliaceae. The record is from the annotation of a GenBank genome assembly.
AUGGAGAUUUCCUUGCAGAUCAAUGCCAAGAUAGAUAAAAUGGUUACACUUUGUUACAAACCAAAGUAUUCACAGAAGCAUUCUAAUCUCAAAUCUUUCUCAUGUCAAGCUAAAAGGUUGGCCAUGCAAAGUGGAGAAAUUAAAACCAACUUUUAUGAAGUUCUGUCUCUUGUUGGUUCUGAAAACGUGGGCUUUGAUGAAAUAAAUAAAGCAUACAGAAGCAUGGCUCUCCAAUACCAUCCUGAUGUUUGCCCUCUUGCAACAAAGGAAGAGUCCACCAAUCGAUUCGUUGAGCUAAGAAAGGCCUAUGAAACCCUUUCAGAUCCGAUUUCACGCAAGAGGUAUGACUAUGAAUUAGGCUUGGUUGACUCGUUUGCAUGCGGAUUUGGCAGUCUUUGUGUGGAAGAAAGAAGAGCAAAUUUCCCGAAGGAGGUGUGGGAGAGGCAGCUCAGUGGACUGGAAAAACGAUCUCGUGAUAGAGUAGAGAAGAAGAAAAAUGGAUGCAUGAAGAAAGAGAGCUAG